Messenger RNA from Dentiscutata erythropus, 127 nucleotides. The record is from the annotation of a GenBank genome assembly. NCBI's taxonomy places the organism in Eukaryota, Fungi, Glomeromycota, Glomeromycetes, Diversisporales, Gigasporaceae.
UGAUGAAAGUGAUGAAGGUGAAUCGGAAGAUGGAUUAGCAAAAAGUGAUGAAGAUGAGAUCAUAGAAUUAACAGAAUCUGAAACAGAGUUAUUAACAGAAAGUGAUAUAAAUAGCGAGGAUGAAUAG